CAAUAAGCUAUGCGAAGCUAAACUACCUGAAAAAGAUAUUCCACUUAUCCGUAUCAUGUGAACCAGGCUAUAUUUGCUCUAUUCUUCGAGACUUCGCUAUAAUCUAAGCACCUAAUUUCAAUAUAAGGAUUAAUUAUUAUGGACAAUUUAGACUGCUUCGGUUGCUAUGCAGAUUAGAUAUGAAAGUUUCGCAAUUUGCAUUAAAAUAGGGCCGUUGGUAUAAACUGUACUAUUUUAAUGUGCAAAGCACAGCUGGAAUCCUAAAUGUGACGAGCAAAGCGUGUGAGUUUUCGUUGCUUUGAGACCGGUUUAAAAAUACAGCUACUCUUAUUUCUAUUUGAUGUGAAAGUUGAUCAUCCUGUCACUUUGGGUGAAUACUUGUCAAUACAUUUGGAUUGUUUGUCUAAAGUAUUGAUUUAUGAUUCGCUGAAACUUAGCAUCUCAGUUUCUUAAAGCAUUGGUCUCAGUACAGCAAGUAAACAGCAAGGUUUCCUACAAGAUAUUCACACAUAACGAUUACGGCAAAGCUGAACGUUUUGGAUGCAACAAAGUGAUGUAAAGCUGAAAUAACACGAAGACCAGAACUGGGUUGAUUAAAAUAAUAUUUUUGUUUUGAUACGAACAAUUGUGAGAUGCUUUGGUACAAGAUUUUCUUGUACUUGUCAGUCCUAUUUCUGGCUACUACAGUCGACGGUUUAGACUUCGCGGAUGGAACCAAAUUUUUGACUAUCAAAGAAGAGCAAAACACUCAAACAUGGCCAGUCGAGAAUACAGACUUACCUGGCAAUCUGACGUAUACUUUGGAGAAAGACGACUCUGAUGAAGGUGGAGAUACGUAUAAAAAAUUUAUCAUUGUUCAAGAUGGUCCAACUCGUGCAGAGCUCCAAUUGAACUAUACUUAUGAUUUUGAGAAAGAAGAUCCCAAAAAAUCCAAAACUUUCAAGAUUGUGUCUACUCCAGUCACAGGCCCAAAGGGUGAAUUAAAAAUAUCAAUUACACUUGUUGAUAUUAAUGACCACACUCCUGAGUUCACGAACUUACCUCAUACUGUGGUCGUAAGUGAGGUCCUUGGAGUUGGCUCAAUUUUGUACAAAAUAACUGCCACAGAUGGUGAUGGAACGGAUACAUAUAAUUACGUGGCUUUCUCGAUAACUGACGGAAAUAUUGGAAACAAAUUUGCGUUGGAACCGUUCCAAUCUCAAGGAUCUGUGAACUUAAAACUAAGCUCUCGUCUUGACUUUGACGAAGGACCUGAAGUUUAUAACCUCACAAUUAACGUAACUGACUGGACAACAGCAAUCAGCAGAGACGAGGCGAGAUCAACUCUUUCAUAUCUGAUAAUCAACGUUACGGACGUAGACGACCUACCCGCAAUCUUUACCCAAAAUGUGUAUGAAAAAACUAUUUCAGAGAAUUUAGCAACGGGUUCCUUUGUAAUAAAAGUCACUGCUGUUGACAAAGAUAAAACGAUGAAAGGGGUGGUCAAGUAUGGUUUAGUGGAAGAAACAAAUCCAGGUGGUAUGUUUGCUAUUGAUGAAACAACGGGGAAUAUCACGCUGGUUGGUAGCCUGAAUCGCAAGACUCAAUCUUUCUAUGCUUUGUUAGUUUCGGCUAACUCGACGUACCAUGAUCCUAUGCAUGCUCAAGUAUUGAUCCUCAUAGAAGACGCUAAUGUUCACUCACCGAAUUUCACGGCUAACGUUUACACGGCUGAGGUUUCUGAGAAUGCGGUGAAGGACACUCUUGUGCUUGUGGUGCAAGCGAACGACUUUGACGAGGGCACGAACGCAGAAGUCAGCUACUCUAUUGAAGGUGAUGAGGCAACAGCAUUUUACGUCACUACUGUCAACCAUCUAGGCUAUAUUUUUGUCAAUGCCUCGUUAGAUUAUGACGCGAAAAAGAUCUACAAUUUUACCGUCAGAGCGACAGAGAUUCACACAGUUGAAAAAUUCAAUGAUUCUGCGACUAUUAUUGUCGAAGUAACUGAGGUCUUAGCCAACGAAAACAACCCGAAAUUCAAUGAAUCAAGUUAUUCAGUGAACGUCACUGAAAACAGUUUACCAGGAAGAGUGAUACAGGUGGCAGCCACAGACGCAGACGAAGCUAACUUCGGUAGCAUAACGUACUCUAUUAUUGAUGGAUCUCAGGGCAUGUUUACGAUUGAUAACCAAACUGGAUGGAUCAAUACAACCUCACAACUGAACAGAGAGGAUAGAGAUAAUUAUAUCUUGAUUGUUCGAGCUACAGAUGGUGAGAUAUUCGCGAGACAUACAGAUGUACUAGUCAUAAUCACUGUUCUGGAUACCAACGAUCAUACACCAACAUUUCUGGCUGGUUCCUACACUGGAUAUGUUGUGGAGAAUAGUAAUAUUGGGGACACCAUCUUGGCAGUUGAAGCCAGAGAUCUUGACGAGGGAACAAACGCUGUGUUUGAUUUUUCUCUGGUUGGUGCGGAUGGAAAAUUUUCCGUCGUCAGUGAUGGAAACCUGGGUUAUAUAACCGUUAAUGGAAGCCUGGAUUUUGAGAUGAAUAAAAACUUCACAUUCUUGGUUAUUGCCAAAGAAACGUCGACGUCUGAAAAAAGAGAGAAUAAUGUUUCCGUCACUAUAUCCCUGAUUGAUGUAAAUGAUAACAGUCCAGUCUUCUCACCAGUAACUGGCUACAGUGUAGAAGUCGCAGAGAAUAGCGCAAAUGGGACUUCAGUGUUGAACGUGAGUGCAUCUGAUCUUGACAGUGGUGCGUACGGGCAGAUAACGUUCAGUCUCAUCACUACAUCUGUGCCAUUCAGUGUUGACCAGAACACUGGAGAGAUCCUGAUUGCUGGCAGCUUAGAUCGAGAGGCAAAAGAUUAUUAUGAUCUCACGAUUGAAGCUAAAGACGGUGGCCAACCAUCGCUGUCAAACUACGUGCAUGUUAUCGUGAAUAUAACAGAUGUCAACGAUGAAGCUCCAAUGUUUCUCCAAUCAAGCUACACAAUUAACAUCGACGAAAAUACGAAAAUAGGUUCAAAUAUCCUCACUGCGACUGCUACGGAUAACGAUCAUGGAACAAACUCGAAGCUUCUCUACUACAUCGAAGGAGGGAAUGGUUUAUUCAAAGUUGACUCAAAUGGAAUGAUUUCAGUGAACGGAUCUCUGGACUACGAAACAAAUACUUCGCUUUCAUUCACUCUCUUUGCUCAAGAAAGUUCGACCUCCGAGAAAUGGAAAGCGAAUUGUACAAUCAAUGUCGUUUUGAGUGAUGUGAAUGAGUACGAUCCAAAAUUUACCAAGGAUAGCUACUAUGCUUUGAUUGAAGAAAAUAAACCAGCCGGCUCAGAAAUAGUGAAGGUGAAAGCCAGCGACCAAGACGGAUAUUUCAGGACCAUAUCGUACACAAUCCUUUCCGGAAAUGACGACGGAUAUUUUACCAUCAAUCAUACUUCCGGAGAUGUUACCACAACUGGACCUGUAGAUAAAGAGACAACGGAUGAUAACUUCGUGCUAAAAAUCCAAGCUUCUGAUAAUGGAAAUCCAAAUCGGACAACAGAGACCUUUCUUGUGAUAGAGAUUCUUGAUAGCAACGAUCAUUCACCAAUUUUCACCAAAUCAUGGUACAACACCACGAUACCAGAAAACUUGCCUCUUGGUACUAUUUUGUUGACUGUCAAAGCUACAGACCUUGACACGAAUGCAACAAAUGCUGUGUUAAGAUAUUUUGUGUCCAACUCUGAUGGGAAGUUCGAUGUUCAUCCUUCAACUGGACAGGUCUACGUCAAUGCAACUCUUGACUACGAAUCAAAAUCGACUUAUAUGUUUACGAUAUUCGCUGAAGAAUCUCAGACACAAAUGAUGCAGCAACACAAUGCCACUGUUCACAUAACAUUGACAGAUACCAAUGAAUUUGAUCCUGUUUUUACAAACAGCAGUUUCUCUGGGAAUACUAGCGAAGACUCGGUCGUUGGAGCAUCAGUUGUUCAGAUUGUAGCCUCGGACCAGGAUGGAUAUUUUAAUCAAAUUACUUACAGUAUUGUUCCCGGGGACGACAGCAGUAGUUUCACAAUCAACAGUACAACUGGUAUCAUAACUACUGCUGCACAACUGGACUACGAAAAACAGAACAAGUUUAUUUUGACAGUACGUGCUAAAGAUAAUGGCAGCCCCGGACGAACAUCCGAGGUAACUGUAGUCAUCGACGUUCUGGACGCUAACGAUAACCAGCCAGUAUUCUCCCAGAGCGAUUACAACAGCACAAUACCAGAGAACGUUCCCGUUGGUACGACUGUUCUGACGGUGGAAGCCGAGGAAAAAGACAGUGGCGCUAAUGCUGAAUUUAAGUAUCAUAUCAUUGGUGGAGAUAACAAGUUUGAGAUCACGGAUGACGGAGUGAUCUUUACAAAAGCCUUGUUGGAUUUUGAGACCAAAACCUGGUAUCAGUUUCUGGUUGUGGCCAACGAGACAAACUCUGUGCAAGGAGCAAAACCAAACGCAACAGUGACGGUUGUUCUACAAGAUGUCAACGAAUUCAACCCUGUCUUUAGUCAAGCACAGUACACAGCCAAUGUUUCAGAAAACAGUCCAGUCUGGACCUCUGUAAUUAAGGUUUCUGCUACUGAUUCAGACGGUUACUACAAUCAAACUACAUACAGCAUUAUCUCUGGUGGUAACGGAAAGUUUGAGAUAAACUCCACGACGGGAGAAAUCACAACAAAUUCAACGCUAGAUCGUGAAACAGAGUCUCAGUUCAUAUUAACGGUCAGAGCACAAGAUAACGGAGAAAAUCCAGCUCGUACAGCAGAGGUCGUGGUGGUGAUUACUGUUCUUGAUAUUAGCGAUCAUGGUCCAAAAUUUCUUCAAAAAUCGUACAAUGCUUCAAUAUUUGAAAACGUGGAUAAAGGCACAACAAUUUUGACUGUUGAAGCGACAGAUAGUGAUCUGGGAUCAAACGCAGUCAUAGCAUAUUCCAUUGUUGGUGGUGAUGGUAAAUUUCGCGUUGAUGCAAGUGGGAAUAUAAUAUCGAACUGCACUUUUGACUAUGAGACAAAGAUGACAUACGAGUUCCAGAUUGUUGCGAAUGAAGCUCAAACUGCGACAGGUUACACUGACACUAGUAACGUGACAGUUGUUAUCCAAGACGUCAACGAAUUCAAUCCAAAAUUUCUAAAGCCGAGCUACACAGCUUUGGUGAAUGAAUCAAGCUCAGUGGGAACUCACGUUGUCAAGGUAACUGCAACAGAUGAUGAUGGUUCUGAAAACGUAAUAAGAUACAGUAUAAUACAAGGAAAUGUUGAUAACUUGUUUGCCAUAAACAGUUCAACUGGUUGGAUUCAAACUGCCGACGUUUUGGAUGGUUCAAAUGUGGAUCAGUAUACUUUGACAGUCAGAGCCGAAGACAGUGGAGAUUCUCCUCGUACUGCUGAGAUACUGGUGAUCAUAACCAUCAGUGAGAAGAUGAGGAAUGCAUCGUUUUUACUUCAGGAAGUGUAUAACGUCACAGUACUUGAAAAUGCCUUGGAUGAUUCUGUUGUCGUUAAAUUGAAUUUGAGAUACAGCUAUGAUGAUGUAGUUUCAGCAUUCAGUUUUUCAAUUGCUGGUGGUGACGGUUAUUUCGAUGUGAACCAGAAAGGGGAAGUGAGGGUCGCUAAUGCCUUAGACUAUGAGAGCAAGAUGUUUUAUACCUUCACCAUCAUUGUAACCGAGAUUCAACCGGCGAGUGGUUUAGUGGCUAAUGCCACAAUCAACGUCAAAGUGGAAGAUGUGAAUGAGUUUAAUCCUCAGUUUGAACAAAACCUUUACCGUGCUAAUGUCAGUGAAGAUGCGUCUCUUGAAACGCACGUCACAAAGGUGUUUGCAAAUGAUAGUGAUGGUGACUACAAUGUAAUCACGUACGCCAUCAUAAAUGGAAACCAUGACAACAGCUUCAUUAUAAAUAGCACAACUGGAGCGAUUACGACCGCAAAGCCACUGGAUAGAGAAACUCAAUCUCAGUUUGUUUUGACAGUGAGAGCUUCUGACAAUGGUCCGUCUGCAAGGACGUCUGAAGUAGUGGUAAUUGUGGAUGUUCUGGAAAUAAGCGAACAUCCUCCAGUGUUCCUCAUGUCCAACUAUACAGGAGUCGUUUAUGAGAAUUCAGCUGUUGGUACCAUAGUCUUGGUUGUGGGAACGAGAGACCGCGAUACGACAUCUUCAGGUGUUGUUUAUUCUCUCGUUGGAGCUAAUGGCAGAUUUGCUGUGAACUCAGAGGGAAUAAUUUAUGUGAAUGGCUCCUUGGAUUAUGAGUCGGAUGAAAGAUUUACUUUUCUGGUUGUUGCUGAGGAGGAAGCUCCAUAUUCGCAUCUUCGUCAUAAUGCCACAGUAACUGUGAAUCUGAAGGAUGUGAAUGAAUAUAAUCCAGUCUUCAAUCAAACUGUUUACAGCUCGAGCGUCAAAGAAAAUGAUGUAUUUGGGAUACCUGUGCUUAGAGUUUUUGCCACAGAUAACGAUAGAAACAUUAAUGUAUUGAAAUACAGCAUCAUCAGUGGCAAUGAUCAAGGGAACUUCUCUAUAAACAGUUCUACUGGGGAAAUAACCGUAGCGAAGACGCUCGAUAGAGAGUCAGCAAAUCAAAUCAUUUUAACAGUUAGAGCUGAAGACAAUGGUUUACCACCAAGGACAUCUGAAGUGACAGUGGUUAUUGGAAUUAUUGAUACCAAUGAUCUUGGACCAAAAUUCCUGGUUCCCCAGUACAACGCAACUGUCUCAGAAGAUGCAAACGUAGGGACACACGUUGUCGUAGUUCAAGGUGUUGAUAUGGACGCGACUCCUGAUAUGCUGGGAUAUGAACUGGUUGGCGUGGAUGCUUUUAAAGUAAUGACUCAAUAUGGACUUGGGUUCAUUGUCGUGAAUCAGGAUCUCGACUACGAACAGACAAAAUCCUACAACUUUAUGGUUUACGCUGUGGAAAAAACUCCUGAAAAGCGAAACACUUCAUGUUGGGUGAAAGUUUCUGUUAUUGAUGCUAACGACAAUCAUCCUGUGUUUGUUAAUUCUUCGUACAGCGCUGAGGUUUUGGAGCAGACAGCUGUUGGGACCACUGUUUUAAAUGUGAGCGCCACAGAUGCAGACAGUGAAAUAUUUGGUCCCAUAAACUAUGCCAUUAUUGACGGAAACAUUUUGGGACAUUUCAACAUUGACAACACAACUGGCAGAAUAUUCACUUCUGGUGUCUUAGAUCGUGAAAAUCAUCCACAAUAUUUCUUGGUAGUUGAAGCCAGGGACAAUGGUUCCCCAGCUUUGACUGAAACAGUUACAGUGAGCAUAACAGUCUUGGAUAGCAAUGAUGUCAGACCGCAAUUCAUUGCGGCACCAUAUUCUGCCUCAGUUCCCGAAAACAGCGCGGUCAAUACAAGCAUAUUGACUGUACAGGCAGUCGACAUGGACAAGGGCCAAAAUGGUGAGAUUAGUUACGAACUGGUUGGUGCAGAUGGUUUAUUUCGAAUAGAACAAGACGGUGAUUUUGGGUCCAUCAAGGUUGCAGGAGAUUUGGAUUAUGAACGAAAUAAAACAUUCACCUUUUAUGUUGUGGCGAAAGAGACACAAACGUCAGAGAAAAGAGAGACAAAUACGACAGUUGUUAUUACAAUCUUAGACGUGAAUGAUAAUCCUCCUGUGUUUAAAAAAAGUGUCUAUGAAGCUAGUGUUGGAGAGUUUGCAACUUCUCCUCAUCCUGUUGGGACUGUUUCUGCAACAGAUGAAGAUUCUGGAGAAUUUGGUGAGAUCACGUACAUGAUCAUCCAUGAUGAUGACAAUGGUAACUUUACAAUCAAUAACAAAACUGGUGAAGUCCUAACAGGCGCCAUAUUGAAUCGUGAAGUGAAAGAUCGUUAUGUUCUCACCAUUCAAGCACUUGAUGGUGGCUCUCCUCCACGAAAAGCAGUGACCACCAUGAUAGUAAGAGUUACUGAUCAGAAUGAACAACCUCCAUACUUUGAAAAUACUCCAUAUAAGACAAAUAUUGUAGAGAAUAAAGAAUACGACAACUCCGUAAUUUACCAGGUGGAAGCAACUGAUUUAGACCUGAUGCCCGUCACGUACAAGCUCGAGUCCCACCCAAAUUUCAGCAUCGAUGCAACAUCUGGCAUCAUUAGCGCUACUGGAAACUUUGAUCGGGAAAAACAGUCAGUCUUCAACUUGACGGUAACAGCCAUUGACCAGGGUGGCUUGAACGUCUCUGAACAUUUUAUAAUAUCAGUUGAAGACACUAACGACAAUUACCCACAAUUCCUGGACACUCCCUACAUGACAAUCAUUCCUGACAAUACCAGCGUUGGAGUUGAAAUUCUGAAGGUGAAGGCAAUUGACUUGGACGAGGCUCAUAAUGCUGAAAUAAUCUUCUCUCUCCUAAACGCUGAAGGAAAGUUCACCAUCAAUCAAACAACAGGUAUGAUUUCAGUUUCGGGUAAAUUGGACAGCCAAGAGAAACGGCUGUACACACUUAAAGUGAUUGCAACAGACCGCGGAAUACCACAAGCAAAGAUUAACUCCACAACCGUGACAGUCAAUCUCACAGAUUACAGCAAUCAUCCACCAGAGUUUACAAACGUUGCGUGGGUUGGAACGAUCUCAGAGGGAGCAGGACCGAGUUUUGUUCUGAAUGUUCAAGCCAAGGAUCCUGAUUCUGGAAUUCUAGGAAAAAUAGAAUAUACUAUCAUCGAUGGGAAUACGAACAAUUCCUUCACAAUCAACGCCACUGGAGCGAUACUUUCAACAGGAACUUUAGAUUAUGAAAAUGACACACAGAAGACAUUUGAUUUGACUGUCAUGGUGGAGGAUAAAGGAGGUCUAAAAGAUACAACCCAAGUCCGAAUCACUGUUCUUGAUGUAAAUGAUAAUCCUCCAAAGAUUAUAAACUUGCCUGCACCUGCUGAGCUUAAUAUAAGCGAUAAUCUACCACAAGGUACCUUGCUCUACGUCUUGCAAGGACAAGAUCUUGACUCGGGGAAAAAUGGAGAGUUUGAAUUCUUCGGAGCAGCUGUUCCUGAUAAUCUUACAAUAGAUCGGAACAUUGGACUAAUCAUGGCUAAAAGAAAAUUGGAAAGCACCAGCUCGUCCAGCAUUUUGUUUACCGGGUAUGUGAGAGACAAAGGAACCCCAAGCCAAUCCAGUGCAAAUUAUACGAUCAAAUUUAACAUAAUACCCGAUCCAAUCUCGGCACCAUUCUUCCUGUCAUCAACACUCACUGAGAUAAAAGUGUUUGAAAACGCUUCGAUUGGUGACGUCAUUUUAAAAGUCAACGCAUCCGCAACCCCUGAUAACUUCACAAUCCUGUUUGAGUUACCGACCAGCGGUAACUUCAAAAUUGACAGUCAGGGUUUCAUAUCUGUGGCUCGGGAACUGGACCGUGAAACGCUGGAUGGAUAUAGUCUUUUAGUGAUGGCUUCAAAAGAUGGGACGCAAGCAAUAGGAUACGUUUCUAUCACGGUCGUCGACGUGAAUGAUGAGAAACCAGAGUUUCAGUUUGGUACAUACAAAGGACAAAUUAAAGAAAAUUCACCACCUGGGAGUUCUGUGAUUGAAGUGAAAGCUGUUGAUAAAGACGAGCAGGAUGUGAUCUCGUACACCAUCAUGGCCGGCAACACGGAUGAUGUGUUCAAUAUAUCGAGCUCUGGUGAAAUACUGAUCGCAAAACAACCAGAUCAUGAAACUACAGCAUUCUUUAAUCUAACGGUUGUUGCAAGUGAUGGUGUGAACUCAGGAAUAACGUUCGUUGAAAUUACAAUCUUAGAUAUCAAUGAUAACUCUCCUGUGUUUGCGAAUUCGUCGUACAGUCUUAGCUUGCCUGAGGAUACACCAGGCGGAGCUUCUGUUUUACAAGUAUCCGCAAGAGAUGAUGACGAUGGUGACGAUGGUAUUAUUGUAUACUCUAUUUCAGGUGGUGACGGGAGAUUUGCAAUUGACUCGCUUACUGGAGUCAUAUCUACAACGGACAAGUUUCUCGAUUUUGAAUCAACGACUCAAUAUGCACUGAAUGUUUCUGCCACAGAUCGUGGAGGACUCAAGGCAUCCGUCCUUGUUAUUAUAAACAUAACGGAUUCAAACGACCACACUCCAGAAUUUUCUAGUCCAUCGUACAACGUCACUAUUGCAGAAAACUAUUUCGGAGCUUUGACUUCUCUUCAUUUGAAUGCGAGUGAUCUUGACUCGGGUAGAAAUAGUAAAUUGACGUAUUCUAUUGUGGAUGGCCCAUCAUUCUUUACCAUCAACCCAAAGACGGGAGAGCUAAAUGCUUCUGUUCCAGUGGAUCGCGAUGCUUCUGGGACACCCAAUGAUAAAUAUUGCCGUGGUGUGUUCUUUCUGACUAUUCAAGUCUCAGAUAACGGCACAACUAAACUAACUGAUACUGCUAAGGUGACCGUGCUUGUAACAGAUGUCAACGACAAUGCUCCGAGCUUUUCACGAACAUCGUACGAAGUUGAAAUAUCAGUUGUCGAUAUUGGAAACAUUUUUCGUAUCAUGGCGAGUGAUUCCGAUUGCGAUGUGAAUAACAAAAUUGAAUAUUCCUUUACCUCAGAUAAUGGCAGCAGUUUGUUUCAAGUCAACACAACAACUGGGAAUAUCACUGUAAUCAAGCCACUGAAUGGUAGCCAAGGUGUAUACUUCCUGAAUGUGACUGCUACAAACGCACUUGCUUCUCCAAAGUUACGAAGCAGCGUGCUGGUCACUAUUACCGUACUUGAAAACAGAAACUAUGCUCCAGUAUUCGAUAAAGAUCAGUAUUCAUUCAAUGUCUCUGAGGGUGCUGAGAUUGGAGUUACAAUUGGCAGUGUCUCAGCUUCGGAUCUCAACAAGGGCAAAGACGGAGUAUUUAUUUACUCAAUAGAAAACCCAGGAUAUGCCAUACCAUUUGACAUUGACCCUACAAGUGGCGUGAUCACUCUAGUGAGAAAACUGGACCGAGAGACUCAUAAAAACUAUACGCUUGUCGUGGUAGCUCAGGAUUUUGGUGACCCAGUAUUACGUGAUACAACUCUUGUGUUUAUUUCUCUGGACGAUAUUAACGAUGAAAUUCCGAAAUUUGAGCAAGAUGAACAGAAGUUCAGUGUGGCUGAGAAUAUUACAGUGGGGUCACUGGUGGGUAAAGUCACAGCCAUUGAUGAAGAUGCUGAUAUGUAUGGUGAACCAAUAUAUAUUAUACACAGUGGUAACGAAGCCGGUCAUUUCCGAAUUGAUAACUCCACUGGAAAUAUAUAUCUUGUGAAAAGUUUAGAUCGAGAAGUAAUCCAUAUUUUUGAACUCAUAAUUUACGCGUAUAACCACGGAAGCAGUAUCGCAAGAAGACGGCGAGACACAGGUGUUAACUAUGAUGUGCUGAAGGUGGUGAUUGAGGUCACUGAUAUCAAUGAUAACCCGCCUGAGUUUACUCUCACGAACUAUAUUGCAGGAUUCAAGAUCUCUGAUCCACCAGGAACCAAUGUUACAAAAAUCCAAGCAACUGAUAAGGAUGAAGGUUCAAACUCAAACAUAAUUUACUCCAUCAAGUCAGGAAACGAUGCUGGUGCCUUCGCUAUUGAUCCAGCCACUGGUCUCAUCUCUACGACGGAAAACAUAACUCAGCUUGAGGAAGUGUUUAAAGUCAUUUUGACAGUUGUGGCUCAAGAUUCAGCCGAUCAGGGAACGCCUAAAGAGGCAACUGUAACGAUUUAUCAAAUUCCCGAAAGAGAUCCUCUGGAACUUAAAGUCAGCAGUGAUCUGGACGAAGAUGCUAUAAGAGAGCUUUUGAGGAACAUCACUGGACCUGAUUAUGAUAUCAUUAUACAAGAAAUUAAUACUGGUGGCCCUCUGUCAACCGUAAAAUAUUAUGUUAUCAAAAAGGAUGGCGAUUUCUUGACAGAACAGGAAAUGAGAAAUCUGAUAAUUGCUUACUGUGAGGUGAAUGAAGAGAUUUGCGAACGUUGGGGUAUUAAUCUUGAAUUUCAAAACGGAAACACAAGUGCUUUGCUUGGAGAAGAUGACAUCACUAUUCUUGAAGCGUGUUUGAUUACUCUGGGUGUCAUUGUGGGUAUUGGUGGUCUUCUGGGGAUAUUCUUGCUGUGUUGUCUACGGCGCAGCAGAAAGCGCUACAUGCCUGUUUACGAGUCAACUGGUUACAUCAUGUCAUCGAAAGCAGUUUCAUUUGAUGAAAGACCCCACAUUUAUCAACCUAACAUUGGGGAUGAAGCUAAUAGAGUAUCUACCUUCUCGGCACAGGAGUCCCAAGAAGUUGAAAUUCACAUGGACGAGGAAGGAAGCUCCUUGGAUUCUGCUGAAGAAAUGCGUCCUGGCUCAUGUAGUUCAGCUGAAAUAGAGAAAGAAGAGGCAAUAGCCAAAGUUCAAGCCUACAUGAAUCAAGCAUUGAUGGACGACGACGAUUCUGACACGGACAGUUCCGAAGAUGAAAAUGGAGAAACCUCGGCUACUCCUCGGGUUGAUGGUGAUUCCAGUACUGGUUCUACUGAACCUCUUGUUCAUUCGUAUACAAUAACUAACUUAUAAUAAUUUUCAUUAAAGUUUUUGUUUUAUAGCCUAAGUUUUUCAACAUAAUUAAACCACGAAUAACAUGCGAAGCAAGAGUUAUAUAUCCAAGUAUUGAUAAUUAAUAUAAAUAAUUUAUUACCUAAACAAUUCCUUUAUUUUUCCAUGAUUAAUAACAGGUAACCUUAUGAUUCAAACAGCAGGAUUUUUUGCUUGCAUGCAGAAAGCGGAAAACGUACGAUAAUAUAAUAUGGUAUUAAUUGUGAUGUAGUUAAGACAAACCUCAAGUAUUAAAUCUUUG
Messenger RNA from Dendronephthya gigantea, 12768 nucleotides. RefSeq names its product protocadherin Fat 4-like. The transcript is spliced from 78 exons. Gene Ontology annotation, molecular function: cadherin binding; calcium ion binding. Bases 633 to 12488 code for a protein of 3951 amino acids. Gene Ontology annotation, biological process: homophilic cell-cell adhesion. Gene Ontology annotation, cellular component: plasma membrane; catenin complex. The record is from RefSeq and is a predicted model, not a curated record. Lineage: Eukaryota; Metazoa; Cnidaria; Anthozoa; Malacalcyonacea; Nephtheidae.